AUGAAUGAAAAACAACCCAACCAAAAUCAAGCAAAUCAAACUCCCACUAAGGAUAUGAUUGAUAGUUUUGAAACGACCAUUGCCGAAAAAAACAAAUUAAUCAUUAAAAUCCAAAGAGACUUAGAAAAUACCGCCAAAAUUAGAGCCAAAGCCGAAACGGAAAUCGAUAAUUUGAAGUUAGAAAAACAAGCCGCCCUCGACCGAGCCGAGAGAGCCGAAGCCCGUUAUUUACAAAAGCAAGAAAUUCAAGCCCGGUCGCACCAACAAGAGCAAAAUUUAUUGGAGCCAUUGAAAGCAACAACCGUUAUGCUCGGCUUAGAUUGGGAAAAUGACCUUUCUAUCUACAAACCCGAUAAUGAAUUUAAAAGAAAAGUCAAUGCUGUGCCUUUCCGGCUUGGUCGGCUCUUAGAUAAAGUCUAUUACGAAGUAGUGAAUGAAGAAAGAUUUGAAGAAGCCCUCGAAUCCGAAAAUGCUUCCAAAUGGAGCAACCAGUUUAACAAAGGCUACCCGGAAGACCCCGACGACAAAAGUUCCGAUUAUAUUCCCCUCGAAACUAACUCUCGCAAGAAAAUUGUUCUCUUAGAUAGCAAAGUGAGAAACACCAUUUUGGUCGGUGGCUACAAGGAAAACGUGAAUUUCCCAGCCCUAGAUUUAGAAAAGAGAUUUGGUUCGGAAAAUGUGCUGGUGGAUAACUUACCUAACAAUUACGUUCAGGCUUUUGCAAAAGCAAACUCAGAAGCUGAAAAACUUCUAUGGGAAAGGCUGGUGAACGACUUAAAAAAAAUAGACUUGACACAACUUCCAUAUAAUCACCCUCUAUAUUCUGGUAUAUUUGAUAUUGAGUCAUCACCUAUUUCUGAUUUGCCAGAUUCUCUUUGUAAUGUUUUUGAGGAAAAUACCAAAAAAAAGUUUUGCAUAGAUAAUAAUGAAGCAUUGUUGCAAACUUGCAAAGAGUAUAUUCAAGAGAUUGAAUCAAGUAAAAAAUACUUCUUGACACAAUUAAUGCUGCCCUAUGAACGUAAUCUAUGGGAAUUCCAUACAUUUUCUGAAAUUGAGAUUUUUUAG
Messenger RNA from Entrophospora sp. SA101, 1065 nucleotides. NCBI's taxonomy places the organism in Eukaryota, Fungi, Glomeromycota, Glomeromycetes, Entrophosporales, Entrophosporaceae. The record is from the annotation of a GenBank genome assembly.